AGGAGGAGGAGAAUAAAUAAGCAAAGGAAUAAAUAUUUUUCAUCAUCAGUAGUUGAACGGUUUCAAUUCAUCCGGCGGCGCAUUGCCUCCUCUCAAAUUUUGCUUAUAUACCUACUAGAGAAGUCAAGGUAGAGAAGUGAUAUUCUGCCUGAGCGUGCCCAGAAGCUUUCAGAUAUAGUGUUUAUUACCUUCAGCUGAUUUCUUGAUAUAGUAUCUAUCGCAAACACCAAGUAAAUUAGCCGCUUUAUAUCAAGACAUUUCACACAACACACAAAAACAAAAAUCGCUUGAUUAUUUUACUGCGCAUAAAUUCAUCAUCUUACUACAUAGUCACAUUACCUGAGAAUGCUAUGAUGAUGCUAAUGAUAUCUGAAAUCCAAGAGUGAAGUGAAACUUACCGAAGAAUUUUUAUAGUUGCACCCUUGGUCUCCAGCGUACGGUUGGCUGGUGGUUGGAGACGAAGUUUUGGAAAUUGAAGGACACUUGGGAAGUGAACUAACAGAGUUAGAAGCGCAUUCACUUAUUGAACUUAAAAGUAACUAUCUUCGUUUAGGAAUUCGACGCCAACCAAUGUUUAGCAAUCAGUAUAUGGGAACGAGGUCAGUCUCUAGGAAUCUUUCCAGAGCAGCAAGUACAACAGUUUAUAAUCAAGCUGGACCAUAUUCACGUCUUAACACGCAAGCACCACAACAAAAGCCAGUAAAUGCAAGGGACAACAACGAGGAUGAACCAGAGGAGGUUGACUACAGUUUUAUGAAUCUACCAGUUCGAGAAAGACGGAAACUGUUUCUUGGUGGAGGACAAACAUCAUCUGUCCAAAGAGGAUAUCAUCAUUCAUUUACAAUGCCAAGGAAAAGAAGUGAAGUCAACAGUUAUCAUAACCGCUUUGAAACACAAUCAGAAUACGGUGGAACUGAUCACAGCACCUAUGGCUGGGAUAUUCCUGUUACACCGACAUGGGUUAAAGACUACAGCAGCACUACGAGUUCUUAUCAGCCGGCAAAGUCAAGAUCAACUAAAACAUUCAGUUUGGCGUCGACACCUGCUGAAAGGCCUGUUCAACAACAAUUCACUCAGUAUGUUGCUGCCCCACCAUCACCGCGUUACAACCAAACUUCAUCUCCUUCAAGUUACUUCAACACUGUUCAGCCUAAAUCAAACUAUGGGAAUAAUUAUCCACAAUACUCUGCAACAAUACACGUUCAUGAACCACACUCAUCUGGAAGAAAUAAUUCACCUAUUCGAGUGUAUAAUGGCAAUUCAACACGUGUUUAUUCAUCGAAACAAUACAGCACACGUGUAUCACCGGCUAGAACAAUUACACCGACUACAACCUAUCAGUCGUAUAGUCAACCAAAUUCUGUAUCACGUGGUUCUGGGAGAAUUGUACAACCUUUACGUAUAAAUGUAUACAACAGCGAAAAUGCAUCUACGGUUUUCAGUCCACAUAGAAAGACAGAAAAUACGCCUACCUGGAAUCCCAGCUCACCUAUUUACCCAGCUUACCCAGCUCAUAUGGAUAAAUCGAAUUACACUGAUUUUCAGCCUUUACGCUAUAGACGAGAACAGUCUGUUCGACCGAUGACCAUAUAUACUACAAACACUCCAGUUAACAAUAACACAAUUGAAACUAGACAAGUAUGGAAAUCUGUAACAGCUCAGAAUGUACCAGAAACAAAUAGAACUGUACGCAGUGGAACAUUUAUAACGACAACGAAGAAACUGCCUGGUGGUCGACGUCCAGAUUUCAACAGUGAACAACCAGGUGUAUCAGAAUUCUAAAUGAUCAAUGCCCAUAUCUAUUCCCCUGUAACACACAGUUAAACUUAGAAAGACUAAAUAGUACGAAAUAUGAUUCAUAAAGCAUAUUUUAUCACCUAUAGUCUAUGAUGUUAGCAAAUACAUAUUGAAGAAGAAACACACUAAGCAAAAACUUUCUUUCAGCCUAACAAUUUCAAGCAAUUCAUGUGAGAAACAAGUCUUCAGCGGUCACUUUGAAAUCACCCCUUCUUUUCUACUGCCCAAGAUGUUAAUCAAAUAAAAGAGAAUCUGUUCGUAAUAUUUAUUUCGAUGAAGUUUUCGUUUUUAUUUAGAAAAAAAAAUGAUGGAUUAAACCCAAACUACGUUAGACUUAUUGAAGUAAAGUUCUCUCUUUUAUAUUUUGCUCACCAAAGACUUUCUUUUUGGGUUUCUACUGUUUUGUUUUUCUGUUUUUUUAAAAAACUUUCUUCUCUGGGGUACUUAGAAGCUGAAGAACAAAAUCAUUAUGUCUUCAGUCUGUCUUUUGCACUUCACUUUUGUUUUGCACAACUCUUGCUUUGAAGUGCGCGUUGUUAUUUUAGUUUGAAUGAUAACUUUGUUUUGAUGAAUUACUUAACUGUUAAUUCUGAUGUCUUAAUCAUUCUAAUUACUGUUGCCAUGAUAACAGCAGUUGUUAAGUGAUGACUAAUGUAGCCCUUUCCUUACUAGCUUUCUCCUAUCUAAUCUAGUCAUACGAAUUUACGAUAUUUGUGACUUCAAAAUCCUACAAGUACUAUGUAUUUUUUUCUUCUAAGAUAAGCAUUUUUAUUCCUUUAUUAAAGUAUCCUUUGAAUUAGCUUGUUGAUCAGCAGAACUACACACACCCACAUACAAAUACAUAUAAAAUUUGAGUACACAGUUUUGAACAGCAACAAUAAUUACAAUAAUCUAAGUUGAAUCCCUCUUUUGAUUUCACCAUAAAGAAAUAAAAAAUAAUUUCCUCUGCUG
Molecule: messenger RNA, 2748 nt
Organism: Trichobilharzia szidati
Lineage: Eukaryota; Metazoa; Platyhelminthes; Trematoda; Strigeidida; Schistosomatidae
Source: the annotation of a GenBank genome assembly